Molecule: messenger RNA, 1716 nt
Organism: Doryrhamphus excisus (bluestripe pipefish)
Lineage: Eukaryota; Metazoa; Chordata; Actinopteri; Syngnathiformes; Syngnathidae
Gene: rab31
Product: RAB31, member RAS oncogene family
Molecular function (GO): GTP binding; GTPase activity
Source: RefSeq, a predicted model, not a curated record
ACCGGAAAUGAACGUCAUUUUCGCUUGGCAUGUUCUUGCUGAUGGUCAGCAAGUCAGUCCUGGGCUGGGUUUUGUCAUAUUAGAGGGGAAAAUCAAGAAGAGUUUCAAGUAUGACGAGACAAAGGCAGUCAGUGAACCCCGGCACAUAAUGAUUUAAACACAUUUUAACACAUUUAAACACAUUUGCGACCAACAUGGCGAUCAGGGAGCUGAAAGUUUGCCUUUUGGGGGACACGGGAGUCGGCAAGUCGAGCAUCGUCUGCCGCUUCGUCCAGGACCACUUCGACCACAACAUCAGCCCCACCAUAGGAGCGUCAUUCCUGACCAAGACGGUGCCAUGCGGGAAUGAACUCCAUAAAUUCCUCAUCUGGGACACGGCGGGACAGGAGAGAUUCCACUCGUUAGCUCCUAUGUACUACAGAGGAUCCGCAGCGGCUGUCAUCGUUUAUGACAUCACCAAAUUGGACUCCUUCCAGACCCUGAAGAAGUGGGUGAAGGAACUGAAGGAGCACGGGCCUGAGGACAUUGUCGUCGCCAUUGCCGGGAACAAGAACGACUUAGGAGACAUCAGGGAAGUACCCAUGAAGGAGGCCAAAGAGUUUGCCGACUCCAUCACCGCCAUCUUCAUUGAGACCAGCGCCAGGAAUGCUGUCAACGUGGAGGAGCUCUUCCAGAAAAUUAGCAAACAGAUUCCGCCGCUGGAAAACCCGGAGGUGGAACUCAACGAGUCUUUCAAACUGAGCCGCCAGCCAGCUGCGUCCACCCGAAGGUGCUGCUAGUAGUGCAGCAGAGUAGUACUUCAUCUGCACUUCAGUAGCACAAAAUACCUGCAAAACUACAACUUCAUUUUCAGUUUGGCGCCAUCUGCUGGUGCUGGGAUGAUUGCAUCCUGGGUCUGUACAGUCGUCAGGUACAUGACGUCCCUUUUAAUGCUGACUACGCUUUAUUUGUAUAGAAUGUAGCACAGAUGCAGCAUCGGCAGCAUCGGCAGCAUCGGCAGCCCCUCAUUCCGCUACCUUUGCUCUGUUUGAAGGGUUUAUAUACUGCAGUGCUGCACACAAGACCGGCAUGGCGGUUACAGCAUGGCGCCCCCUGCUGAAACGCAGUGAACCUUGACUUUAUACACUUGUUUACAUCAGGGGUGGGCAAACUUUACAAAGUUAACAACAUUGGCUGUGGGGACAGACUACAUAUUUCAUACAUGCACUCUAUUUUAUGCUCGUAUGUUAAGUGCUUCCUUUGGAUACUUUGGAGGCAGCUGGCGGGCCGGAUGUGGCCCCCGGGCCAUAGUUUGCUCACCUCUGCUUUACAGGGACCGUUGUGCUCCGUGUUUUCAUGCUUUGUUUGGUGCUUUGUUCCGUGUCUUAUCACCCAAAAGGGUCAAGCAGUUGUCACUUUGUUGUUUAGUGUCAUCAACUAACGUGUCGUUCGUAGGAGGAGCUUUCUAGCCACACUUUCCCAUGCCUUUAUCUCAUCCAUGCUGGAUGAUAGCCUAGCAUGCAACAAUCAGUUGGGAGCUGCAGCUGCACUUUAACUGGUAAAGUAUACGAUUAUUUUACUUUCAUGGUGACACAAAAGUGCCUCUUUUUUUUGGUGGCAAAGUUGAAGAAUGAUGCAUGCUGUCCUUGUAUCCUGUGUAACCUCUUUAUGUAACUAAUCAAUGUAAUAAAAUAGUCAUUAUUCUAUUUAGCCUACGUUUAUCAUCGUGUCUGGGUU